Molecule: messenger RNA, 546 nt
Organism: Fraxinus pennsylvanica
Lineage: Eukaryota; Viridiplantae; Streptophyta; Magnoliopsida; Lamiales; Oleaceae
Source: the annotation of a GenBank genome assembly
AUGCCAAAUGUGAGUUUUCUUGAUGUGCAAUACUUCCUCUCAAAGACGAAAUUCUUGCAGAAACCCUCGAGAACGUUUUCAAUAGAGAGACAAAACUCCGGUUUAUUGCCAACAUCAGAAGAGCUGAGGCAAGUAUUCGACAUAUUUGAUGCCAACAAAGAUGGCAAGAUUUCACCGGAGGAAUACAAGGCAAUAUUAAAAGCCAUUGGUAACGGAAAAUUCGUUAUGAAAGAAGUGCAGAAGAUAUUCGAGGUCGUAGAUUUGGAUGGCGAUGGAUUCAUAGAUUUUAAAGAGUUCGAGGAAGCGCAGAAGAAGGGAGGCGGAGUGAAGAAGAUGGAUUUGCAGAACGCAUUUCGUGCAUUUGACAAGGACGGGGAUGGGAAAAUAACGGUCGAGGAACUUUACGAGUUAUUGCGUAAGCUCGGGGAAACGUGUAGCUUAAAAGAUUGCUGGAGGAUGGUGAGAGCUGUGGACACUAAUGGAGAUGGUGUCAUUGAUUCGGAUGAGUUCAUGACCAUGAUGACCCGUAAAAUGAGUAUUCAUUAA